Solanum stenotomum is the source of this 3376-nucleotide messenger RNA. RefSeq names its product formin-like protein 6. Gene Ontology annotation, molecular function: actin filament binding. Bases 210 to 2870 code for a protein of 886 amino acids. The transcript is spliced from 4 exons. Gene Ontology annotation, biological process: actin nucleation; actin cytoskeleton organization. The record is from RefSeq and is a predicted model, not a curated record. NCBI's taxonomy places the organism in Eukaryota, Viridiplantae, Streptophyta, Magnoliopsida, Solanales, Solanaceae.
AUCUUAAUUUCAGGGCAUAAUUAUAGGAAGUGCGGGCUAAUGGUCACCCCACCCCUAUAGGCUACAGGCUACAACAAACAGAUCUUGCAGCUAACAGAAGCUUCUCUUUACUGUCUUUUUCUCUCUAGAGAAUUAUUUGUGGAGCAAAAUUCGGAGAUGAAUUUGGGAAAAGAAAAUACUAAUUUAAGAGAUACCUUCAAAACAUUACCAUGAGAGCAGCAGGUCUAAGCAUCUUCUUCAUAUUAUCACUGCUUUCAUCUUUUACUUGUCAAUUUCAAGAUUUGGUUGUCAAGGAAAAAACCAGGAGGAUUCUGCAUCAACCACUCUUUCCAGUAAGUUCAACACCGCCGCCGGAUUCUGAAAUAUCGCCGCCGCCACCGGCAGAGCCAGUCAACUCUCAGCCUUUUUUUCCAGAAGUCCCUACUGGGACUACACCAGAUCAGACACAUCAACCUCCAGUAACUCCAGCUAAUGGAACUCCAGUGUCAAACUCAGUUGCCACACAACCAGCAAAGCCAGUCAAGAAAGUGGCAAUUGCAAUAUCAGUUGGAAUUGUUACCUUGGGAAUGUUAUCUGCUUUGGCAUUCUACCUUUACAAGCACCGUGUUAAGCACCCAGAUGAAACUCAAAAGCUUGUAAGAGGAAAUUCUGAUCAGAGGAUCAAUGAGGAAUCAAGAACGCCGCCUUCGACUUUCCUUUACAUUGGGACAGUUGAGCCACCUGCUAAGACAUCAGCUGUGACUGAGUCCAAUGGUGCUACUGGCUCACCUUAUCGAAAGUUGAGCUCUGUGAAAAGAAUGGAUACCAGGUAUAGGCCAAGUCCUGACCUUCAACCCCUUCCACCAUUGAGCAAACCCCAACCCCCUCCAAGCAUUAAUUCACCUACUGCAAUGUCAUCAUCCGAUGAGGAGAGUCAUGACACUGCAUUUCACACUCCACAAGGCUCCACUGUCAGCAAUGAAGAAGGUUAUUACACUCCCAGUUUACGUGAGAGUUACUCAAGCAACAAGAAUUAUGUUCCUUAUUCAAAGAGAACUUCUCCAAGAUCACGCCUUUCUGAUUCAUCCCCUGAAGUAAAACAUUCUAUAAUACCAUCCAUUAAGCAAGCUCCAGCUCCCCCACUUCCUCCGCGGCAACCACAAGGGGGUUUGAUAGAGCAACUUCCACCUGAGCCUCCCUUGCAAUAUACUAGGCCAGAACUGCCAUAUGUGACAAAAAGGGCCAAGUUUUCAUCACCACCUCCUCCACCAGAUAUGACAAGGCUUCAAUUGAUAAGCAACCAAGCCCAACAAAUAUUAAAAACAACACCACCACCACCACCACCACCUCCACCACCCCCACUUCCACUCUCAACACCCCACAAACCGGAAGGAUCACAAAGGAAUGUUCCUUCAGCAGCUUACCAGCAAAUGGUCAAGACAGAAUCAAGGAGUCCCACUCCAAAAUCAACACCAGGGAGUGAGAAGACAAGUACUUCUGAAGAACAAAGCGGAGGUGCCAGUUCUUUAGAAAGACAUGAUUCUAGCGAUACAGAUCCAUCCAAGCCUAAGUUGAAGCCUUUGCACUGGGACAAAGUGCGAGCAACCUCUGAUCGAGCCACAGUGUGGGAUCAAUUAAAGUCGAGUUCCUUCCAAUUGAAUGAGGACAUGAUGGAAUCACUUUUUGGAUGUAAUUCAGCAAAUUCUGUACCAAAAGAAGCAACAAGGAAAUCAGUCCUUCCUCCUGCUGAGAAGGAUAAUAAGGUACUUGACCCCAAGAAGUCGCAGAACAUUGCCAUAAUGUUACGAGCACUGAAUGUGACUAAGGACGAGGUUACUGAAGCCCUUCUAAAUGGAAAUCCAGAAGGACUAGGGCCUGAGCUUCUGGAGACUUUGGUCAAGAUGGCUCCUACAAAAGAAGAAGAGAUAAAACUAAGAGAGUACAGUGAAGAUGCCUCAAAGUUAGGCUCUGCAGAACGAUUCCUUAAGACAGUGCUUGAUUUACCAUUUGCCUUCAAAAGAGUAGAAGUCAUGCUUUACAGAGCAAAUUUUGAUGGCGAAGUAAAAGAUUUGAGGAAAUCCUUCCAAACCCUCGAGGUAGCCAGUGAAGAAUUGAAGAAUAGUAGACUAUUCCUCAAACUCCUUGAAGCUGUUCUAAGGACAGGAAACCGCAUGAACGUUGGAACUAAUCGUGGUGAUGCCAGAGCUUUCAAACUUGACACUCUUUUGAAAUUAGUAGAUAUAAAAGGAACAGAUGGGAAGACGACCUUGCUUCACUUUGUGGUCCAGGAGAUUAUCAGGUCAGAAGAGCUGGAUUCUGAACCCCCAGGCGAAGAUCUUUCUAAUAAAGCAAACAUCAAAUUCAAAGAGGAGGAUUUCAAGAAACAAGGUUUGCAGGUUGUUUCUGGAUUAAGCAGAGAACUUGGCAAUGUCAAAAAAGCAGCAGCAAUGGACUCAGAUGUCCUGGGGAGCUAUGUCUUGAAGCUUGCAGUGGGACUUGAUAAAGCAAGAUCAGUUUUGCAAUAUGAAAAGCAAGGUAUGCAAGGUAACUUUUUUGAAUCGAUGAAAGUAUUCCUCAAGGAGGCAGAAGAUGGAAUAGUGAGGAUAAGGGCAGAAGAAAGAAAGGCCUUAUCCAUGGUCAAACAGGUAACAGAAUAUUUUCAUGGUGAUGCUGCAAAAGAGGAAGCUCAUCCUCUCAGAAUAUUCGUGAUCGUGCGAGACUUCCUCUCCAUAUUGGAUAAUGUAUGCAAAGAUGUUAGGCGAAUGCAGGAUCAAACAGUGGUAGGUGGUGCAAGAUCAUUCAGAAUAGCUGCUACUGCAUCACUACCAGUCUUAAGCAGAUACAAUGUGAAACAAAAAAGGAGUUGGGAUGAUAAUAGCUUAUCACCAUGAGAUUUAGGUGAAAAUAAUUGAAUAUCAUUAAUGUACCAGCACAAAUGGAGCAUGGAGAUGAGGAAAGCAACACCAGAUUGAAUCAGUCUCACAUCUUCAAGAAGACAAUAACAUUUUGGUGCUAGCAGGCAAAAAUAGCUCCCAGAUCCAUGAACAAGACGCAAUAAGUGAAGGAACAGUACAGAGAGUAGGCAGUGUAUACAUCAAACCUUCACAAAGAUACAAAUAUUAGACAGCAACAUUCUAGGAUUCCAUCAAAUGGGACUAGUUAUUCAUAAUGAACCUUCAAUGCAAAUGAAUCGAUAUGAGGUAAAGGGAUUAUUCCUCUUUUUUCUUUUGAGACGGAUAUCGACCUAGACACAGUCCUGUUCAUUUAUAAACAUAGUGAAGAGACAUAAAAGCUCAAUGCCGAGGAACAUGAUAGUCUGAUCUCAGUUUUGUUAGUAUCAUGCUGUAAUACAAAGAAAUUGUUCCUCUUACUCUAUAGAAUAAACAUUCUUUACAUA